Misgurnus anguillicaudatus (oriental weatherfish) is the source of this 1923-nucleotide messenger RNA. Lineage: Eukaryota; Metazoa; Chordata; Actinopteri; Cypriniformes; Cobitidae. The record is from RefSeq and is a predicted model, not a curated record.
GUAUAUGUGAAUGGCAAGGAGUUCUACCUGUUCGAACACCGUAUACCUCUGGAAAAAGUGUCAGUGAUAAACAUUGAAGGAGAUGUUACAAUGAACCUGUUUGCCUUCAUACAAAAGUGGAGCACAUCUUUAUUUGCUACGCAACUAAGGGGCUUCUUGCGUUGGUCUCCUUCCACCAUACAGUCGGAGCUCUUGCUUCCCAUCCAAAAUCCUGCCCUUCCUUAUGUGGGUCCGAUAUCCGGUGGACUCAGAGCAGGAACGGCCUUGUACAUAAAGGGAGUUGCUGGUACUACUGGUGAUCGGUUUUCAGUAAACUUCAAGACUGGGCAGGGUGACAAUGAUGACAUUGCUUUCCACUUCAAUCCUCGCUACAACUCGGAUGUGGUCAUGAACACUUUCAGAAAUGGAGGAUGGGAGGCGGCUGAGGAACUUGGCCCUGACAACCCCUUCAAAAUGGGAGAAGCUUUUGAGAUUUUUUUUGUUUUCAAACCUGAAGGAUAUCUGGUAUAUGUGAAUGGCAGGGAGUACUUCCUGUUCAAACAUCGUAUUCCAUUGGAAAAAGUGUCAGUGUUGAAUAUUGAUGGAGAUGUUGUGGUGAACCUUGCUGGCUUCAUACAAAACUGGUAUAGUUUUGGCUUUUUGCGCUGGGGCAUUUCCACCAUACAGUCAGAGUUCUUACUUCCAGUCCAAAAUCCUUCCAUUCCUUAUGUGAGCAAAAUUCCUGAGGGGCUGAAAGCAGGACUGGCCUUGUACUUUCACGGAGUUGCUGGCACUACAGGUGACCGGUUUUCAAUAAACUUCAAGACUGGGCGGUCUGACAAGGAUGACAUCGCUUUUCACUUCAAUCCACGAUACAACUCGAUUGUAGCUCUGAAUAGCUUUAAAAAUGGAGGAUGGGAGGCUGAGGAAUCUGUCCCUGACAACCCCUUCAAAAUGGGACAAGCUUUUGAGAUGUUUAUUGUCAUCAAGCCUGAAGGAUAUCAGGUAUACGUGAAUGGCAAGGAGUACUACCUGUUCAAACACCGUAUACCUCUGGAAAAAGUGUCAGUGAUAAACAUUGAAGGAUAUGUUACAAUGAACCUGUUUGCCUUCAUACAAAACUGGGACAGAUCUUCAUUUUGUAUGAAAUUGAAGGUUUUGGUGCGCUCAGCCUCUUCCAACAUAUUCUCACAACUCUUACAUCCAGUCAAAAAUCCCAAAAUGCCCUAUGUGGGCCCAAUUCCCGGGGGAGUGAAACCAGGCAUGUGCUUCUAUUUGCAGGGAACUGUUCCUAGUAACGCUGCUGGGUUUUCAAUAAACUUCAGCGCUGGGCAGGGUGAGAAUGAUGACAUUGCUUUUCACUUCAACCCACGACUGAACGCGAAGGUAGUCCUGAACACCUUCAGAAAAAAAUGGGAGACUGAGGAACAUGCCCCAACCAACCCCUUUAAAAAAGGACAGGCAUUUGAUUUGUACAUUUUCUUCACACCCCAUGGAUACAUGGUACAUAUGAAUGGCCAAGAACUCUGCACGUACAAGCACCGCAUGCCUUUGGACAAAGUAAAUACACUGUCGAUCAAGGCUGAUAUCACUGUUGGCAUCUGCGGUUUUUUGAUGGGUAUGGAAGGUGGUUUUAUGUCUUUUUCCACUGUUAAACAAACUCAGCCUAUUAUGGUAGGGGGCUGUAUUUCUGGCUCUACUCAGCACUCUCAUCAAGUUAUGGGAGGUGCUUGUCUUCCUCCACUCACUACUCAUCAUGGUUCCUUUCCUCAUCCUCACGGUCAUCCUCACGGUCAUGGUCACGGUCGCGGUCAUGGUCUUGGACAUCAUAAAAAGUGAAGUUUACACAUCUAAAUAUUCACAAAUUAUGCAUGACAUUGGCCUCGACAUCACUGUUAUUGAUGUUUUGAAAAUGUCAAAUAAAUAAAAUAAAUCUUAAACACA